Messenger RNA from Paramormyrops kingsleyae, 1471 nucleotides. RefSeq lists its product as uncharacterized. The record is from RefSeq and is a predicted model, not a curated record. Gene Ontology annotation, biological process: double-strand break repair via nonhomologous end joining; negative regulation of double-strand break repair via nonhomologous end joining. Lineage: Eukaryota; Metazoa; Chordata; Actinopteri; Osteoglossiformes; Mormyridae. Gene Ontology annotation, cellular component: nucleus; cytoplasm.
GUUUUGUUACCCGGAUACAAAACAGUGAAAGUCUCUGCACCCAUUCAAUAUUGCAUCCGCUCUAUAUGGCACCCAUUCAUCCCUGGUUAUUAUUACAGUCAUAAUGUCAGUUAUGCGGUUCCAGUGCAGCGUGUAUUUGAUCACUUAUAAGUGAAUGUAGAUCAUAGUAAUGGACAACAGGCAGCGGGAUCUUCCGUCUUGGAUGUUGGGCGGCAAAGACGGACAGCCCCAGCAAGAAAAUCCCAUCGAGACCAGUCAUGUCCCAAGGAAGAUUAAGAGAAAAAAGUUGGAAAGAAAGGCUGUGUACGGCAUGAAUGAGGCUGAGCUCGUGGACACAGCGCUCAGCUUCCUCGAAGAAGAAAAUCUCCAGGGUUUCAGGGCUCAGGAGCCUACAGGGCAGAAGGGAAGCGGAAGGACAGCUGGGAGUCGCAUGAAGAGGGAUAAGCAGGACCGUGCGGAUGCUUUGCCCAAGGAGGUGGCUGGUGACGCCAAAUCUGAAGAAGACGAAAGAACCUACGUCUCUGAGAGUGACCCAGAAGUGGUCGCCGAGGAGGAGACUGUCCCAUAUGGAGAGGCCGCGAAUUGGGGCCAAGCAGCAGGGCAAGGUGUCCAGCUGCAGGCCACGCAUGACACUGCAGAGGCGGACUCGGCUUCCAGGGAUGAGGAGGCCCUCCAGCUCGUGAGAGAAAUAUUCUUCACGUGACCUGGCAUGGGACUACAGUUCAGUGCAGCUUUUUUAAGUUAAGGGGAACCUUACAGCCAGGGAUUGAAUGUUUGGUGAAUUUGGGAAGCAUAGUGCAUCCUGGGAUAGUCUCCAGGCUCUCUGUGACCUUGUGUUGGACAAGAUGUUCACACAAGGUGGAUGGAUAUAUACUGUAUGCAGGUACAUGACAGAAUGGAUUCUAGAUGGACCUUCUUUCUGAGCUGAUGGAUGAGAACAGUACCAAACUCAUUCUGAUAGGCGGGUGGACUUGGUCCAUUAAAGAAAUGUAAUUAUUAAGAGAAACACUUUAAGGAUCCUUUCACGUGUUGGAAGUUAGGUGGGGUUGGGUGCAUUAUCGGAUUAUUGCUUUGUCUUAGGCCGUAGGCUAUAAGAUACUGAAGCAUUAUGGGACUGUUGUUCUGUCUUAGGCAAGAAGAUACUGGUGCAUUAUGGGCUUGUGUUUCUGUCUAAGACCAUAGGCCAAGGGAUACUGUUUGUUCUUAUGGACUUGUGGAAGGAAGCCUGCCAGAUGGAAUACUCUAAAACAUGCUGAAGUUAGAGCGCACUGUCAUAGCAAGAGUCUGGAGGCUGAUCAAUCCCUGAUUUGCUUUCUGUGUCAGUAUGACUUGUCCCUGCUGUGUUUACAAACAAAGUAUGGAUUAUUAUAAUCCCACACUUCUCCCUGAAAACAUUUCAGUUAGGUUUAAAUAAUUUUUUGAUAACGUGUUUACUAUUAGAUUAUCUAAUAAAAAAAUCUGUUUACAGACA